Athene cunicularia (burrowing owl) is the source of this 4640-nucleotide messenger RNA. It is a transcript of the gene SLC5A7, whose product is annotated as solute carrier family 5 member 7. NCBI's taxonomy places the organism in Eukaryota, Metazoa, Chordata, Aves, Strigiformes, Strigidae. Bases 136 to 1557 code for a protein of 473 amino acids. The transcript is spliced from 7 exons. Gene Ontology annotation, cellular component: axon; perikaryon; synapse. Gene Ontology annotation, molecular function: choline:sodium symporter activity. The record is from RefSeq and is a predicted model, not a curated record. Gene Ontology annotation, biological process: choline transport; acetylcholine biosynthetic process; transmembrane transport.
ACAUGGGUUGGAGGAGGUUACAUCAAUGGAACAGCAGAAGCUGUGUAUGUCCCAGGCUAUGGUCUAGCCUGGGCUCAGGCACCUAUCGGAUAUUCCCUUAGUCUGGUUUUAGGUGGCCUUUUUUUUGCAAAACCUAUGCGAUCCAAAGGCUAUGUGACAAUGCUAGACCCUUUUCAGCAGCUUUAUGGGAAAAGGAUGGGAGGACUACUGUUUAUUCCAGCUUUAAUGGGAGAAAUGUUUUGGGCUGCUGCCAUCUUCUCUGCCUUAGGUGCCACUAUAAGUGUGAUCGUUGACCUUAACGUCAACAUUUCAGUCAUUAUUUCUGCCCUGAUUGCAACUAUGUACACACUUGUGGGUGGGCUUUAUUCUGUGGCCUAUACUGAUGUAGUUCAGCUCUUUUGCAUCUUCCUAGGACUGUGGAUCAGUGUACCCUUUGCAAUGUCCCAUCCUGCAGUGACAGACAUUGGGUUCACGGCCGUGCACCAGGUGCACCAAGAACCUUGGCUUGGAUCUGUCAACUCACUUGACAUUUACACAUGGCUGGACAAUUUCCUUUUACUGACAUUAGGAGGAAUCCCAUGGCAAGCGUAUUUCCAGCGAGUUCUUUCCUCAUCUUCUGCCACAUAUGCUCAGGUUCUGUCAUUUCUAGCUGCUUUUGGCUGUCUUGUGAUGGCUCUUCCUGCAGUUCUCAUUGGUGCAAUUGGAGCAUCCACAGCCUGGAAUGAGACUGGGUAUGGAGUCCCUGACCCUAUGUCUAAAAAAGAAGCAGAUAUGAUUUUACCAAUUGUGCUCCAGUACCUUUGCCCAGUCUAUAUCUCGUUCUUUGGCCUCGGCGCUGUUUCUGCUGCUGUGAUGUCAUCAGCUGACUCAUCAAUUUUAUCAGCAAGCUCUAUGUUUGCUCGGAACAUUUACCAGCUUUCCUUCCGGCAAAACGCUUCAGACAGGGAAAUCGUGUGGGUUAUGAGAAUCACUGUUUUUCUGUUUGGAGCAUCAGCAACAGCAAUGGCACUGCUAGCUUCAUCAGUGUAUGGCCUGUGGUACCUCAGCUCUGACCUUGUUUAUAUCAUCAUAUUCCCCCAGCUCCUGUGUGUGUUAUUUGUUAAAGGAACCAACACCUACGGUGCCAUUGCAGGAUACUUAUUUGGCCUUGUUCUCAGAAUAACUGGAGGAGAACCGUACCUCUACCUUCAGCCCUUGAUCUACUAUCCUGGCUGCUAUCCAGAUGAAAAUAAUAUCUAUAUCCAGCGAUUCCCAUUUAAAACACUUGCUAUGCUUACCUCCUUCUUUACUAACAUUAUAGUGUCCUACUUAGCCAAAUACUUAUUUGAGAGUGGGAUUUUGCCACCAAAGCUGGAUUUCCUUGAUGCUGUUGUUGCCAGGUACAGUAGAGAACACAUGGACAAAGCAACUCUUGUAAAAAGUGACAAUAUUGUAUUAAACGAACUUGCACCUGUGAAUCCACGACACAGUCUAACUUUGAGCUCAACUUUCACAAACAAGGAAGCCUUCAAUUAUGUUGAUUCGAGUCCAGAGCUGUCCAACACUGAAGAUAAUUAAAAAAUCUGUUAGCCACAGGCAAAGCAAUGUGAAUCAGGAUAUUCUACAAAGAACAGUGAGAGGAAUUUUAUCAGAAGAAAAGCAAAAACUGGAAAUAAAAUGCCACUGCACAAUUCUUUAAUUUGUUUCUAGGAGCAGGAGCAUCCCAUGGGAGGAACUCUUUUCUGUUAUUAUCUAACGUUGGAUUAGAUCAUACAGUGUUUACCAAAAGAUACACUCAGAUCGCAUUCUUUUCACCCAGGACUGUAUGCUGUGUAAUUUAAAAAGUAUUUACAAUUGAAAAUAUACGUAGCAGAAAAAGUGCAGCAGUUAUUUAGCUAGGACAUCAUAUGAAGAGAUUAUAAUCCAGUCACUCUGAAAUACUAUCAGUCAACAUUUUAUUGGCAUUAAGUGAAAAUAUAUUAUCACAGCUAAAAGUGAUUUAUUACUAAAGAGCUAGUUGCUUGAGCAAAGACAGAUAGAUAACUUCCCUGGGGUUUUGGUCUGGUCAUUUUUUUCCUCAUAAAGAAAUUCAAAUAACACAAUACAGUAUUUUAUUAUUUGAAAUGCACAGACAGUGAUAAAUUCCUUGUAGGAGUGCUAAACAUCAUAUACUAAUUAAAAAAGUUAAUAUUAAGUCAGUUUCAAAUUAUGUUAUACCAAACGCAAGACAACCUUAGACAAAGUAUGUUACUAUAGGUGUUCUUUUUUUCCUGUGGUUAGUGGCUGUCACCAAUAGAGGAUAACAAAAUUUUUAAAGCAAUAAUUGGAGUUGAAACUUAGAUUGUGAAUAAUUACAUAACUCUUAGAACUUUUCAACGUUGAGAAAAGAAACCUUAUCUUGACUUAACAUCAAAAUGAACACUGAGCAAAGAAGUCUGACACAAAGCAACUUGCAGCAAUGGAACAAAUACUAAAAAAUAAGGAGAGUCAAGAAGGCUUGAAAAAACAGAUGAGAGGGUUUUCCAUGGGGAAAAUUCCCAUUUUUCACUUAAAAAAAAUAUUCUCAAAGACAUCGAGCAGUCUUUUGGGUUGAUCUUGCUAGGAUUACUAUGAAAGUGUAGAUUUUCCAUGGAAAAUCACAUUUUCUCAAAAAUUGGAUUUCCCAUGGGAAAAAUAGGCUUGCUGGGCAGCUUUCCAAAUCUUUAACUGUGCACCUCCAAAAGCAGCAGCAGCUUGGAGGAGAAAGGAAAGCCGAACCCACAUGCUUAGUGAAAGGCACAGCAGUGUCUUCCACUACAUGCUGCACUCUGUCAUUAACAGCCAUACUCCUGGGUGGUCACGGUGACUCUGCAGAGCACCGGCAGUGGCCAGGCGCAGACGAGACUUCACUCAUGAAUGGCAACGCUGGCCAGAAGAACCAAAUCAGGGAGAUGAGGCCUCUUCUGACUUUGUCCUGGCCAGCAGGGAACAUGCAAUGUUGUUUCCAUUUGCCCAUGGCCGAGAUGAUUGUGUCUGUCCCCAUUGGUACGUGCCUUUCACAGUGGGAGAUCUAAUAGCUAGACUUCUGUACAAUUAAGGGUUAUGCUCCUAUAAUUCUUUUCAAUAUCUACACAUGACACAAAACAUUCAGCUGAAAUCCAGAUAUCCUCCUGUUGUUGGUCACUGGUGAAAUUUCUUCUUUAACAUUCACAGCACGAGGAGCUAUACUGGAGGAUAGGAGAUGUAAGAAUAGGUUUUGCUGCUAAAGGAAGAAGCCAUCAACUUGUGCAUUCAAUGUUGACAGAAACUUUCACAAGGUUGAAUCCUUAGAUAUGUUUUUGCUCCUUUUGUGGAGUUUUAACAGCAUAUAUCUAUUUUAUACAUAGGGAAAAUUAAUUUUAGAGAUGUUUGGGGUUUUUUUCUCCAUACACUGUGUUUAAAAAUAACACUGCAUCUCAGUUUUGAAUAUGCAUUGUGAACUACGAUACUACUGUGCUAACAAAUAUUGAGUGUGCUCUGGGUGGAGCGAAUCAAAUUCAGGAUCAGCACUAAAAAGCCAGAAAGGCCAAUAUAACAAAGAAAUUAAAAAUUCCUAUGGGGUGAAUGAACGAGCCACCAAUUAAAUUUAGGGUGCCGAAGAUCUCACAAACUAACUGGAUGUGAGCCCUGCGGUAUCCAUUCCCUCAUGAUCCAUGGAAAAGAGAAUAGGAAAAGAGAUAUGGAAGAAAGAGAGGGGAGAACAGAGCCACUGCUGAAUUGUUAUACAGUUCUGGCCCAAAUCCAAUAGCCUGAAUCCUUUGUUAAGAGAAAAUAUCAAGGCACAGUUUUGCCUGCUUACAUAACCAACACCUUACAUUACAGUUCCAAACUAAGUUACGGGAUUUACAGCCACCUGUAGGACUUCUGAAAUUUUUCACUUCAAUUUUGUCUAGGAAUUGCUAGAAUUUCACUAUGAGAAGCUGCAUAGUGGCCAGAUGCUUUGAAUGCAGCAGAAUUUCUACAUUAUUUAUUUCAAAAUUCCCAAUACUGGGAGGAGAAGGAAGGGAAAAACAGAUUAAUCUGGAACAGUUUAAGAAAUUUUGAUUGAAAAAUAAAAAUCUUUCCUUUUCCCUUGUAUUCUCUUGUUGGCAUAAAAGCAUAAAGGCUUUUAAAAUGCUCAAAAUGAAAAAGUGAAACAGACAAAAAUUUUCAAGCCAGAUGCUUUCCACAUUAUCAGAAUAUCUUAUACUGUUUAUCCUAUCAAAUAUUUUUGUGAAAUCACUGUGAUUUCACAGAGUGUUCCUGUUUAGAUGGAACUAUGCAUUCUCUGGUGGAAAAUGGUUCUAACAAAGUUUUCCAGUCCUCUCUGCAGAGACUGCAAGGUUAUUACACUUUUACAAGUUGCACACCAUGGAAGCUUUACCACGCAAAGGAGAGAAGCAGCACUGAAGACUGUUCAUUGUGCAACCGUAACUCUGCUUUCCACGUAUCAAGCCUCUGUGCAUGUCUGCUUGAGUCCAACAGUGGCUGUAGUGGUUGCAGUUGUGGGCUGAGUAUUGGACAGGAUGACACCAAAAGUCAAACCAAACAGCCCCAUGUAAAAUCUGUUUACAAGAUUAUUGCCUUAGUUCAGCUAUACUACCAUUAGAUUUAUACAGAGCUGGUCAUAUAACCAAAGGCCAUAUCUCUGAUUGAUAACUGGG